Molecule: messenger RNA, 1072 nt
Organism: Dioscorea cayenensis subsp. rotundata (Guinea yam)
Lineage: Eukaryota; Viridiplantae; Streptophyta; Magnoliopsida; Dioscoreales; Dioscoreaceae
Product: 6,7-dimethyl-8-ribityllumazine synthase, chloroplastic
Exons: 8
Coding region: 68-736 (222 amino acids)
Biological process (GO): riboflavin biosynthetic process
Cellular component (GO): riboflavin synthase complex; intracellular anatomical structure
Molecular function (GO): 6,7-dimethyl-8-ribityllumazine synthase activity
Source: RefSeq, a predicted model, not a curated record
AGUCAAUGUAGAGGUUCUUGCGCGAGCGAGCGAUCCAGCGAGCGAGAGAGGAACGAAACGAAACGAAAUGGCCUCGUUUGCGGCGGCGUUGGAGCUUCAUCGCCACAUCCUCUCGCCGGUUUACUCGCCGGAUUUCUCCAGGAUGAACCCUAAAUCGGCGCCCAGAACCCUCAUCUCCUUCUCUUCUUCAGUACGAUUUCCUUCGACCCAUUUGAGUAAUGGGAGGACUAGUGAGCGCUUGGAGUCAUUGGUGGCCUCCGCCAGCAACAAGCGCCUGAUUGGCUCGCUGAUGAAUGCCAAAGGUCUCCGCUUUGCUGUGGUUGUGGCGCGGUUCAAUGAGGUUGUGACCAAGUUGCUCUUAGAAGGAGCCUUGGAGACUUUUAGACGGUAUUCUGUUAAAGAUGAUGACGUUACGGUUGUGGAAGUUCCUGGUAGCUUUGAAAUUCCUGUGGUUGCUCAAAAGCUUGGGAAGUCCGGAGAUUUUGAUGCAAUUUUGUGCAUUGGAGCUGUGAUUAGAGGUGAUACUACCCACUAUGAUGCUGUCGCCAAUUCUGCAGCAUCAGGAGUGCUUUCAGCUGGGCUAAGUUCAGGAGUUCCUUGCAUCUUUGGUGUUCUAACCUGCGACGAUAUGGACCAGGCACUGAAUCGUGCCGGUGGUAAAUCCGGCAACAAGGGCGCCGAGACUGCUUUAACAGCAAUUGAGAUGGCUUCUUUAUUUCAACACCAUCUGAAGUAAUAACCUGAGGCUUCAUGUUGAUCAAACCUUCAAUUCCAUGGAUUUGGUUUGAUGUUCCAAUCAACGUUAGUGACGAAUUUUUUUCGCACUCUUGUCCUUGGCUUUGAUCUUUUAGAAGUUGAAGGUAAGUUAAUAAAGGUGACAUUCAUGUAUUAUGUAUUAAAUUAGGGCAGGCAUCCUGGCAAUGCUUCAUGUUGAAAUGAAUAAUUGGAUUUCGAGUAUUUUAAGUUGUUUUUCUCGCGUUCGAUCCUUCGUUUGUUUAUCUUUUAAGUUUUAUAUAUUUAUUUUGCAGUGUCUGAGGACUUGUAAUCGUAAGAAAGUUUUAUGUUUUAUUUA